Molecule: messenger RNA, 1315 nt
Organism: Lindgomyces ingoldianus
Lineage: Eukaryota; Fungi; Ascomycota; Dothideomycetes; Pleosporales; Lindgomycetaceae
Product: Aldo/keto reductase
Exons: 3
Coding region: 120-1133 (337 amino acids)
Cellular component (GO): cytosol
Molecular function (GO): aldose reductase (NADPH) activity
Source: RefSeq, a predicted model, not a curated record
GGAGAACUCAACGCCUGCAGCCCAGCCCAGCCCAGCAUGUACAAGCACCCACCGCAAUAUCCCCAUGCCCAAACACCCGCCGGUUGUGAGUACAAAUAUCGUGAUCUUCCGCUCCCACCAUGAAUCCUUCUCUCUCCAAGUUUAUGCUCGCCCACACUCCUCCAUCUAUCCUCCAUCCCACCCCUACCAUGACAACUGAGCUCCCCCUGAACACUGGUGCCUCGAUUCCUGCUCUGGGACUGGGAACGUGGCAGUCUGCGCCAGGCGAGGUGAAAGCGGCCGUUGUCCAUGCAAUUGAGGCGGGGUAUAGACAUAUUGACUGCGCAUUCUGCUAUCAGAAUGAGGAUGAGGUCGGUGAGGCCCUUCAAGAUGUCCUAUCGAGAGGAAUUGUGAAGAGAGAGGAUCUAUUCAUCACGAGUAAACUGUGGUGCACGUUUCAUACAAGGGUGGAAGAAGGCUUACAAAAGAGUUUGGAUUUAUUGAAAUUGGAUUAUGUGGAUCUGUAUUUGAUGCAUUGGCCUGUGCCUAUGAAUCCGAGUGGAAACCACCCCCUCUUCCCCAAACUCCCUGACGGCUCUCGUGACAUCGACCAUAGCACUACGCACGUCCAAACCUGGAAGAACCUCGAAAAACUAACUCAAUCUCCAUCCCCCAAAGUCAAGGCCAUCGGAGUAGCAAACUACUCCGUAAAAUACCUUGAGAAGCUCCUCGCACAAGCUACCAUCGUACCCGCAGUGAACCAGAUCGAGAACCAUCCAUAUCUCCCGCAACAGGAGGUUGUCGAUUUCUGCAAGGAGAAGGGCAUACAUGUUACUGCAUAUAGUCCGUUCGGAAGCACGGGGUCGCCAAUGUUCAACGAUGAGGCUGUGAAUGAAGUUGCGAAAAAGCAUGGUGUAAAGGUUGGAACCGUGUUGUUGAGUUAUCAUUUGGCACGCAAUUCCUCCGUCCUCGCCAAAUCAGUAACACCCUCUCGCAUCGACGAAAACCGCAAGCUUAUCGCCCUCGACAAUGAAGACAUGCAGAAGCUCGAGUCUAUCUCCAAGACAAAGGGACUGACGCGGUUUGUAUACCCACCAUUCGGAGUGAACUGCGGAUUCCCAGACAAGCCUGAUGGGAUGGAUUUGAGCGGUUGAGGGGCUUAGGAUUCGUGUUAAGAAGUAGGACAGGGGAGAAACAAUUCGAACGACUAGGGAGGAGAUAUUAAAGCAUACCGACGAAUACCCCAUAUCGUAUACAGAUAGAGAUUCGAAACGUGCUUUUAACUAGGUUAAAAACAGCAUUUGCAAAAUUCCGCCAAGUUUCAAGGACUUUAUAG